This is a messenger RNA of Postia placenta MAD-698-R-SB12, 819 nucleotides long. RefSeq lists its product as hypothetical. Gene Ontology annotation, cellular component: ribosome; cytosolic small ribosomal subunit. The transcript is spliced from 5 exons. Bases 51 to 665 code for a protein of 204 amino acids. Gene Ontology annotation, molecular function: structural constituent of ribosome; mRNA binding; rRNA binding. NCBI's taxonomy places the organism in Eukaryota, Fungi, Basidiomycota, Agaricomycetes, Polyporales, Adustoporiaceae. The record is from RefSeq and is a predicted model, not a curated record. Gene Ontology annotation, biological process: translation; ribosomal small subunit assembly.
CACAUCCUCCGGCUUUCCGUUCGCCAGGUACCCUUCACCCUCAAGACAAAAUGGCCGGCCCAGUACAAACUCUCCCCAAGGACAUCUCCAGCCUCGGUCAAGAGGUCAAGCUCUUCGGCAAGUGGGACACACAAGAUGUUGAGGUGAAGGACAUCUCCCUGACCGACUACAUCCAAAUCCGCCAUGCCGUCUACCUCCCUCACACCGCGGGCCGCUACGCCAAGAAGCAGUUCAAGAAGGCGCAGAUGCCCGUUGUCGAGCGUCUCGUCGACAGCCUGAUGAUGAAGGGCCGCAACAACGGCAAGAAGCUCCUCGCCGUCCGCAUCGUCGCGCACGCGUUCGAGAUCAUCCACCUCCUCACGGACCAGAACCCCAUCCAGGUUCUCGUCGACGCCAUCGUCAACACCGGUCCCCGUGAGGACUCGACGCGUAUCGGUUCGCAGGGUACCGUCCGUCGCCAGGCCGUCGAUGUGUCUCCUCUGCGCCGCGUCAACCAGGCGGUUUCGCUGCUCACGACCGGUACCCGUGAGUCGGCGUUCCGCAACGUCAAGUCCGUCGCAGAGUGCUUGGCGGACGAGCUCAUCAAUGCAGCGAAGGGUUCAUCCAACUCGUACGCUAUCAAGAAAAAGGACGAGCUCGAGCGUGUCGCAAAGUCCAACCGGUAAAGCCGACUCUACACACCCUCUGCGGGGUACUCGGGGCGGAGCUGCUGUACGCGGCGCAUAUGGGUGUCUCUUGCAUUCUCUUUUUUCCAUCUCUACUGCACCUACGACCAUGACGCAACAUGUUACCCAUAUGAAUGCUAUGGCGCUGCGCGAG